AAUGGUGAGAGGUGAGAGAAAACAGCAGCAUUUAAUGCAGACAUGUUUGUAUUGACUGCCAUAGUAAAUGAGGAAUAGAUGGGUUCUUAAGGAUUUGCCUUUAUUAUACCCUAUUUUACUACUUCUACUACUGCUACUACUAGCUCAGUCUCAGAGAGAGAGAAACAGAGACCCAAAAAGAGUGGUUGGUGUAUAGUCAUAGUGGUUGGAGCUGAUUCUUGCAGUUUCGUCUCGUGAUUUUAUAUUUAUAUCUCUACUUUUUUGUUCUUCCCUGCAGUUUUCUGAACUAGUUAAUGGUCUAUUUUUUGUAUAUUAUUUUUAUUAUUGCUUUUAGUCUUUGGGUAAUGCCGAGUUUGUAAUAAUAUAUCUUUCUGUUUUGGGGGAAUUUUUUUAGUUUUGUUGUCUUUGGAUGAAUCUUUGGUGGGGUUGAAACAUGGGUUUUGUUUAUUUUAAUGAAUUUUCAAAAGGGAUGUUGUUAAAUUCGAAUUGAAGCCACCUCCUAAUAACAAUGGACCAUUGGAGAUGGUAAAGUUGGGGUUUUUCUUCUCUGAUCGCAUUUAAAGGUAGUAAAGUAAAUGCGUCUCAGCGUGGCAGCUAAAGUUUUGCUGUGUGACUAAAUCUCUAAAGCUCUGGAUUCGAUUUUCAAAAUCAAGUGUUCGAACUUUGAAGUUUGAUCUCUCUGUGAACUCGAGGGACUCCUUUUGCUUUUUUUUUUUUAUUUCCCUUCUGCUUUACUUGGAGGUUUUAGCUUCUCGGGUUUGAAAUUGUACUUUGCCUUUAGCCUUCUCGAACUGGGUAUCAGUCAGAACUGGUUUUAGUGCGUGAGACUAAAAAAAACAACAAAACAGAAAAUUGGCAUUCAUGCAUCUUUCAUUAUGGAAGCCUAUAUCUCACUGUGCUUCUCUAAUAAUGGAGAAGAAGACAAGGAGGAGAGCCGGUUCUGGUUUGACCGGGGACGCCAAGCGCAAGCCCUCAAUUCUCCGGCAGUUACAAGAGAACAAGCUCAGGGAGGCACUUGAAGAAGCAUCUGAAGAUGGGUCUCUCGUGAAAUCCCAAGACAUCGAUUCCGAGACGCCAAAUCAAGACAACAGCUUUGGGCGGUCGAGGUCUCUUGCUAGGCUCCAUGCUCAGAAAGAGUUCCUUCGUGCUACUGCUCUUGCGGCUGACAGAAUCUUUUCCUCAGAAGACUCAAUUCCCGACCUUCAUGACGCCUUCUCCAAGUUCCUCACAAUGUACCCCAAGUUUCAAUCUUCUGAAAAGAUUGAUUAUCUGAGAUCCGACGAGUAUGGCCAUCUUGUUGAAUCGUUUGCUAAGGUCUGUCUUGAUUACUGUGGAUUUGGGCUAUUUUCGUAUCUACAGACUCAACAAUACUGGGAGUCAUCCGCUUUUACUUUGUCCGAGAUAACUGCGAAUUUGAGUAACCAUGCUCUGUAUGGAGGUGCCGAGAAAGGUACUGUUGAAUAUGAUAUUAAGAGUAGGAUUAUGGAUUACUUGAAUAUCCCUGAGAACGAAUAUGGCCUUGUUUUUACUGUUAGUCGAGGAUCUGCCUUUAAAUUGCUUGCUGAUUCUUACCCUUUUCAGACAAAUAAGAAGUUGCUAACCAUGUUUGAUCACGAGAGCCAGUCAGUGAAUUGGAUGGCUCAGAGUGCCAAAGAAAAAGGUGCUAAGGUUCACAGUGCUUGGUUUAAAUGGCCGACCCUGAAACUCUGCUCUAGGGAGCUGAGAAAGCAAAUUACAAACAAGAAAAGAAGGAAGAAGGAUUCUGCCACUGGACUCUUUGUAUUUCCUGUCCAGUCUAGAGUGACUGGGGCCAAGUACUCUUACCAGUGGAUGGCACUUGCUCAGCAAAACAACUGGCAUGUGCUGCUUGAUGCUGGGUCAUUGGGUCCCAAGGACAUGGAUUCUCUUGGGCUGUCUCUCUUCCGGCCAGAUUUUAUUAUAACAUCAUUUUACAGGGUAUUUGGAGCUGACCCAACAGGAUUUGGCUGCCUUUUGAUUAAGAAAUCUGUAAUGGGAAAUUUGCAAAGUCAAGGCGGGCGUACAGGGUCUGGAAUGGUGAGAAUUCUCCCAGUUUUUCCCCAGUACCUUAGCGAUUCCAUGGAUGGUCUUGAUGCUUUAACUGGAAUAGAAAAUGAUACAGCCAAUGGGGAUGAAGAGUUGUUGCCUGAAACACAAGGGGGAUCUCAGAUGCCUGCCUUUUCAGGUGUCUUCACCUCCAACCAGGUCAGGGAUGUCUUUGAGACCGAUGUGGAUCAGGAUAACAGUUCAGACAGGGAUGGGGCAAGUACCAUUUUUGAGGAAGCCGACAACAUUUCAGUUGGUGAAGUUAUGAAGAGUCCAAUUUUCAGUGAGGACGAGUCAUCUGAUAAUUCUUUCUGGAUUGAUUUGGGUCAGAGUCCAUUCGGGUCUGAUAAUUCUGGCCAGAUGAUGAAACAGAAAGCUGGAUCACCUUUGCCACCAUCAUGGUUUUCCAGCAGAAGAAAAGUUAAGGGUCUCUCUCCAAAAGCAACAACAAAAAUGUUAAAAAGUCCAUUGUACGAUGACAGGAGAGUAAACCGGCAUGAAGAUCCUGUAUUGUCUUUCGAUGCAGCUGUUUUAUCAGUGUCACAGGAAGUGGAGCGUGUUAAGGGGAUUCCUGAAGAAGAGCAGUUUGUAGAAACUGAAACUGCCUCUGGGGUUGGUAGAGGAUAUGCUAAUUCCUUUUGUGUUGGGGAGAUCGAAGAAGAAUCGAAAGUCAGGCAAAACACCACACCCAUUCAUUCUGAAUUAAAUUCUGGUGCAAAUAGAUUUGGGGUAAGGAACCAGUCUUCUAUUCAGCAAAGUAGUCUUGAUGCGUCUUCAACCUCUGAAAUUUGCCAAGAAUCUAAAGGGAGUGCUAUAAGAAGAGAGACAGAGGGUGAGUUCAGAUUGUUGGGGAGGAGGGAAACAAAUAGAUUUUCAGGUGGUAGAUUUUUUGGUGUGGAAGAGAAUGAUCAACAUACAAGCAUGGGUAGCAGGAUAUCUUUUAGCUUGGAAGAUAACCACAAAGGAAAUUUGACCCACCCUUUGGAGCCUGGUGAAGCAUCUUUCACCAACCUAGGUGAUUACGAGUCUAUGAGCGACGGUGAAUAUGGUGAGGAGCAAGAAUGGGGAGGGAGGGAACCCGAGAUCAUCUGCCGCCAUCUUGAUCACAUCAAUAUGUUGGGUCUGAACAAGACUACCCUCAGACUUCGGUAUCUUAUCAAUUGGCUUGUUACCUCCCUACUUCAACUCCGGUUACCUGGUUUGGAUGAAGAUGCCUCAGUGCCUCUUGUGCAAAUUUAUGGACCAAAGAUCAAAUACGAAAGGGGGGCAUCAGUUGCGUUCAAUGUAAGGUACAGCAAUGGAAGAGGGCUAUUUCACCCGGAAGUUGUACAGAAGUUGGCUGAAAAGGACGGGAUAUCUCUUGGCGUUGGCAUUCUUAGCCAUGUACGGAUUGUAGAUAACCCAAAACAGAAAAAUGGAGUGUGUGACCUUCAAGAUACAUCUUUGUGCAAACCAAUGGCUAAUGGCCGUCAAGAUGGCAAAGGUAUGUUCUUUCGAGUUGAGGUUGUUACUGCAUCACUAGGAUUUUUGACCAACUUCGAAGAUGUUUAUAAGAUGUGGGCUUUUGUUGCCAAGUUUCUUAAUCCUUCUUUUGUUGAAUUGGAUGGACUAUCUGAAGUCCCAGAAGCAGCUUCAGAAACCUAAGAGUGGGAAAUUUAUACUGAUGUUUUCUUACCUUGCCCCUAUUAGCCAUUCGCAAUCUUUGAAUUUGUUUAUUCUUGCUCCUUUUUAUCUUUGGAUGUAUUUUUUGUACUAAGGUUGUAGAGUUUGCCCAAGUAGUAAAGAUAUAUCAGUUCAGGAAGUUUUUAUUGACAAACAUAUUUCCCAGUCCCAAAAGUCCAAACGAAUGAUAAAACAAGAAAUGGAGGGAAAGAAAAAAGAAACUCACACAAACACAAGUCACCUAUGCCCUUUUUGUAAAUUAACUACUUGUUUUAUAUUGUUAAGAGUA
This is a messenger RNA of Humulus lupulus (European hop), 4015 nucleotides long. RefSeq lists its product as uncharacterized. The record is from RefSeq and is a predicted model, not a curated record. The coding region runs from base 862 to 3708 and encodes 948 amino acids. The transcript is spliced from 2 exons. NCBI's taxonomy places the organism in Eukaryota, Viridiplantae, Streptophyta, Magnoliopsida, Rosales, Cannabaceae.